Molecule: messenger RNA, 617 nt
Organism: Prorocentrum cordatum
Lineage: Eukaryota; Dinophyceae; Prorocentrales; Prorocentraceae
Source: the annotation of a GenBank genome assembly
GUGCGGCGCUGUUCGGCCGAAUGUGGAAGGAACAGUUCGCGCGUGCAGGGCCUGGCGACGCUGCAGCUGAGCCACAGGGUCGCUCUGUGAAGUACCGCCAGAUUGAAUGCACGGAGGACAAGCAAAAGAUCGACUUGGCGCUCAAGCUGGGUGUGAUUGCCAAUCAUGAGGCCAGGCUGCUGGCCGCAGCGUGCACGGUAGAGAUCGAGAUGCUAGUGGAGGCUCCCAUCAUGAGGGCCAUGGCCAAGGCCCAUGCCGAGGAGUACCUGCCGCGGGUCAAGGGGAAGGCUGGACAUGGGUUGGGGGCGCCAGACUCCUUCCUGUUGACGGCUGCGAUCAUCACCAUGUUGGAGACUUGCGAGGAAGGGUUCAAGGCUCCGCUGAAGGGGUACCUGGACAAGUUCAAGCCAGGGUCGAAGGAGGCACAGCACAUCGUGGGCCUCUUCCGCACCGAGAAAAUGUACGACAGCAAGAAGAAGCGGCUCAUCAUCGGAAUGAAGGAUGAGAAGUUUGAGAAGAUCCUCGUGAGCGCCAUCGAGUCGGUGGAGAAGCGUGCGGCAUUCUCUGGGCCGAGGCCGCCCGGGCACUUGGAGCUGGAGGGCCAGAAGGUGCUGGAG